Chinchilla lanigera (long-tailed chinchilla) is the source of this 446-nucleotide messenger RNA. RefSeq names its product EKC/KEOPS complex subunit LAGE3-like. Gene Ontology annotation, cellular component: EKC/KEOPS complex. The record is from RefSeq and is a predicted model, not a curated record. NCBI's taxonomy places the organism in Eukaryota, Metazoa, Chordata, Mammalia, Rodentia, Chinchillidae.
GAGCUUCAACGUGCUUUUCCCAUCUCCUGUAGAGGCGGAGGUCGCCCAAAGAGCCUUCGCUGCUUUUCAGCAAUACCCGGAUGUGGAGAGGGCGCUCUCUGUGAAUGGCAGUUUGUUGAAUGUGAGAUGGGUUGCCCAAGACCGUGGCCGCCUCCACACAGUAGUAACCUCCUUCCUGGAGGACUUUACCCUCAUCUUCCAGAUCAUACAAACCCUGGGACCCUCAGAUCCCGGGACCUCUGAGUAGGAAAAAUGAUCUAAAACCAGUACGCCCCUUGCCAGCCCGUGCAUCCCUCUCCAGGCCCGGAGUUCCUGGAUUUAUUGCCAUGUUCACCUUAGACCCUCAUUUUCUCUGCCUUGGCUGUUUACUCACUGGAUGCUUGGGGACCACUUGUGCUUCCUUGUUGGUGGAUGGGAGACAUGAUUAAAUGUUGGUGGAAAACAAA